This is a messenger RNA of Fundulus heteroclitus (mummichog), 6612 nucleotides long. RefSeq names its product guanine nucleotide-binding protein G(q) subunit alpha. Gene Ontology annotation, cellular component: heterotrimeric G-protein complex. The record is from RefSeq and is a predicted model, not a curated record. The transcript is spliced from 7 exons. Gene Ontology annotation, biological process: adenylate cyclase-modulating G protein-coupled receptor signaling pathway; phospholipase C-activating dopamine receptor signaling pathway; action potential. NCBI's taxonomy places the organism in Eukaryota, Metazoa, Chordata, Actinopteri, Cyprinodontiformes, Fundulidae. Bases 1067 to 2146 code for a protein of 359 amino acids. Gene Ontology annotation, molecular function: G protein-coupled receptor binding; G-protein beta/gamma-subunit complex binding; GTPase activity.
ACGUCAGCAGCAGCCGUAGCGCCACACCGGGGCUGUGUGGAGAGGGUGACGAGGAGCGACCAGAAUCACCAGGAAACAUUAAAAAGGAGCGACAAAAUGCACAGACGAGGAGCGUCCGUCUGAUUGUCGGAGAUCUGUUUUCACACCUCGAGGUGUUUCCGUCACCGACGUCUCUGGCGAGAGGUGUAGGUUCAAGCCGUGGCGGCUGUCUGUGGGUCCAGGCUGUGGUUUUUUUUUUUUAGGGAUGGCUUCCUUAGCUAGCCUUCCCAGCUAACAGUAACGGCUAGCCUGCCCUGCUCACUGGCUUCCAGUGCACAAGAGACAGCGGCGCCAGCUCUGAGCUCAUACCCUCAUUUGGACUAACACCCCCCCCACCCCGGGAUUGUUGUUUCUCCGAGGACCACGAGACAGUGAGCCAAGCUGUCUGGAUGGACACUUUGACGGCGGUUGACUGCUACAGCUCGGGCGUAUCUUCCAGGGUUGGUUUUUCUGGGCGGCUAGGCUCGCGCUCGGCCAGGCGACCAGCGGAGGGGAUUGUACAGAUGUGGCCGCGGCAGCCUGUUGUGCCCCAUCGUCUCUGGGACUGAAGUUGGUUUCUUUUUUUUUUUUCUUUUUUUGUUUAAUACAUAUAUUUUUUUUUCAACAAAGCCAUUUGUUAAACAGGCAUAAAACAUAGUUAACGUCGGCGAAUUUAUUCAGUGGUUUAGCACGCCAUUAGCUAGCUAGUUUUGCAGGCUAGCCUCCAAGUUAACGCAUCCAAACUAAGCAGGGGGGGAGUACAUCGAAUUUCAGUGGUUAUUUGCACCUCUGGAGCCAUUUAAGGCGGACAUGUUGCACUGCAGGGUUUCUGUGAGCAGCUCCCCGUCCUAGUAUUUUUAUUAUAUAUUUUUUUUGACCGAGGCAAAGCUGUCAAAUAUUGAGCUUUUGGCAGCGAUUGUAACAUCAGCAGAGGAGGCCAGAUUCUGCACGCAGGCAGCGAGACUCUGACAAACUUGAAAGUCGUGGUGGUGUGGCCCCGGCGCUCCUUGUCAGACGGGCUUUUUCCCCCCCACCAGCUCAUGCGGUGAUGACUUUGGAGCCCAUGAUGGCUUGUUGCCUGAGCGAGGAGGCGAAGGAGUCCAAGCGAAUCAACGCCGAGAUCGAGAAGCAACUCCGGCGAGAUAAGAGAGACGCACGGAGGGAGCUGAAGCUGCUGCUCUUAGGGACAGGAGAAAGUGGCAAGAGCACCUUCAUCAAGCAGAUGAGGAUAAUCCACGGGACGGGCUACACGGAUGAAGAUAAGAAGAGCUACACCAAACUGGUCUAUCAGAACAUCUUCACCUCCAUGCAGGCCAUGAUCCGUGCAACGGAGACCCUCAAGAUCCCCCUGAAGUAUGAAGACAACAAGAAUAACGCGCUGCUGGUGCGGGAUGUGGACGUGGAAAAGGUUUCGACGUUCGACGAGCCGUACAUCAGUGCGAUAAAGAUGCUUUGGACCGACCCCGGGAUCCAGGAGGCUUAUGAUCGCAGGAGAGAGUACCAGCUCUCCGACUCAACCAAAUACUAUUUAACCGAUCUGGGUCGUAUUUCGGAAGCGUCCUACCUACCAACCCAGCAGGACGUGCUUAGGGUUCGAGUCCCAACCACCGGCAUCAUAGAGUACCCCUUCGACUUGCAAAGCAUCAUUUUCAGGAUGGUGGACGUUGGGGGUCAGAGGUCGGAGAGGAGGAAGUGGAUCCACUGCUUUGAGAAUGUCACCUCUAUCAUGUUUCUGGUGGCGCUCAGCGAGUACGACCAGGUUCUGGUGGAGUCUGACAAUGAGAACCGCAUGGAGGAGAGUAAAGCCCUGUUCAGGACCAUCAUCACAUAUCCCUGGUUCCAAAACUCCUCUGUAAUUCUGUUCCUCAACAAGAAGGACCUGUUGGAGGAGAAGAUCAUGUACUCUCACCUGGUCGACUAUUUUCCAGAGUUUGAUGGUCCACAGCGAGAUGCUCAGGCCGGCCGGGAGUUCAUCCUGAAGAUGUUUGUGGACUUGAACCCCGACAGCGACAAGAUAAUCUACUCCCAUUUCACGUGUGCCACCGACACGGAGAACAUCCGCUUCGUCUUCGCGGCCGUCAAAGACACCAUCCUGCAGCUCAACCUCAAAGAGUAUAACUUGGUGUGAAGGGAGGAUCCAUAAAGCGCGACGGCAGCCCCCUCAAGACACACUCGGUGCUGGAGUUACCCUCCAGAGACGCACAUCUGCAUGAAACACACUCGCUGCACACAAGAGACGAGCAUUGCUUCAUUCUUUACCAGACCAACGCUAUCCUUUUUUUUUUGUUGUUGUUUUUGCUCCUUCUCUCCAUGCGGUUUAGUUUGUUGACAUUUUAAAGAAACGACUUUACUGUUUUGUGGUUUUUACUAACCGCUGGUCUUGCAAAGUCACAAAUGAAACACAUUUAAAUGGAACACUUACUCGUCCUCUCUUUGGAUGCCUCCGGCACGCCUCUCGGCCCUCUGUUUGGCUCACUUUUUUUUUGUUUUUAACACUACAUUAUCAUUAGUUUUCUUAGUGCUGGAGGUAGGUCGGGGGGCCUUCUCUGGGUGGAAGCAGCCUUUGUGGACAAAGGGCUCUCUCAAGCAUGUUCUACACUACAGCAUGAGUUCACCACACCUGGCUGCAGAUCACUGGACUCUGUUUUUCUGCAAAGGAUAACUAAUUUUGAAACCCUGCAACAAGGCGACGCCGAGGUGCAGUCAGGUACUUACUUUUCUGGAACUCAGCUUGUUUGUAUUUUUUUUUUUUUUUUUUUUUUUUUCCAGUCACCCUGAUCUCCACCGGAGCAGAUGAGCUCUAUUGAAUGUAAAUAAGGUUUUGAUGCUGCUCACUCAGAGUGAGGGCUUUUACAGAGACGGCUAGGCGAGCUCUCUUCACUUUAGAUAUCUUCAGAAAUGUUAACUCGAGCCUAUCAUUUCUGCUGUUGUCUGUUUAAAAUUGUAUUGAAGAUGACUACUCAAAGGUAAAAGUCACAAUUGAUUCCUCUUUAAUGCUCAAUUUUGCAAAUUGAUAACACUAGUAAGAUCUAUUAUUGUAGGUGGAGUUUUAUUUACAUUGCCAAAUCAAAACUAGCUGGGGUCUAUUAUUUUUUUUUUCUUCUUUAAAUAUAAAUCUAUCGCGUCCAUUCUUGAAAUUAUAAAUGUCAAGAAAAGAGGUUUAGGAUCUGAUGUUAAAAUCCAUUGCGGCUGUUCUCGUGUCCCAUCUUUCUCCGUGGCAUUUUUAAAUGUCAAAAAAGUCAGAAUUGGUUAUUUAUUAGUACUGAUAUAUGAAAUAAAUCCACCUGGUUAUCCCAGGUUAUCUACAGUGGUGGGAUGUCAGUGAACCACAGCUUUUAGGGUGUUGGUUUAAGCUUUUAUUAAUCCUGACCAUUCACAGGGCUUCUUUUCUUUUUUUCUUUUGCCAUCGGCCAAAAAUAAACACGCGGUGAUCAAAUAGGAUCUUCCCCCCCAUUUAUUACAGCUCUUGGUUCAGUAUUUCAAACCUUAUUUCAGCUCAGUUUUUUUUUCCAGCUUUGUUAUUGGGAGCAAAUUUUAUACUGCUGUAAAAUAUCCAAACAAUUUUAUGGACAAGUGUUCUAUCUUUCUAAUUAUUCUUCAUGUUUAGUUUUUGCGGGUCAGUUUUGACGUAAUUGAUGAUGGAGAAAAAAAAGAAAAAAAAAAGUUUUUUUCAAUGUCAGGUUUGUGCUUUAUGCAAAUCAAAACAGACAGAAAAAAAGAGAAAACUUUGUGGUUAAAUAUUUGCUGUUUAAAGAUUCUUUUUGGGAAAAUCUAUAAGGAUGUGCGUUGGCUAUUGGUACAAAUCCCAUAUCGUGCGUCUUGCCGGGUAGCUGUUUAAAUACUUCUCUAAGAUGAGUGAUUGCUAUUUUUGUCUUCACAAUGUAAUUCAGGUGAGUUUUCAUAACUUUUUCAUCACAAGGGCUACUCCUAGCAGAUUUGAGUUCAAACAAGUCUAUAGAGGACAAAGAGCUGAAGGUGCAAUCGAUGACCAAGGGUGGCUGGAAGUUUUUAGGCAGCUGAAUCCCGUUGAUUGUUCCUGUAUUUGAUGUUGGCUGCAAGUUCAGGGAGGUGGGAGGAGGAACGCUGACGCUCCUGUAGGAAGUCUGGCCACAGUCCACUUGUUUUUUCUUACUUUUAGAUAAAAAGGAAGGCAGUUUCCUCGAGGUCCAUGUGGCCCCCUAGCUCCAGUGAUGCUGAUGGACUCUGCAGAGGUCAACUUGACCCUCAUUAUUUUCCUUAAACGUGUAUUUGCCUCUACAUCUGCAGUGUUUCCACGUUUGACUUUGGCAUUGGCCCCUUUUGUUGGAAGGGCUGCGACUGUUUGACCUUCAUAGAAAUGUUAAAAAUAAUAAUAAAAAAAACUGGGGAAGGUCUUAUGAAAUAACGGUUGUCAAGAUGUUCUGUUUAUUAUUGAGAAGUUGGAAACUAUAAUGCAGUGUAAAUGUUAACUCACUAACCCAGCAGUGCUUUUUUUUUUUUUCACCAUAAUGUUGUGAAAUGCCGCAACAAGGAGGGAAUGGUUAUUUUUGGCUCAUUUUCUGGGUAUCCACACAGUCUUGAAGAGAGGAAUUUGAUUUAAUAAUUUUCCAAGCCUGGAAACCGUAUAAAAGGAAAUAAUUAUAAAAUACACUUUCACAUUUCAAGGCUAAUAUAUUACCUUUUAAAGGAAACACAAAUCUGAAUUUCUGACAAAUUAAGUUUUUUUUAAUGUCUGUCAAAUUUAGGGUUUGCAUCAUGCACAUUUUAAAAAAAAAAAAGCUUGAAGAUUAGUAACUAAAGCUUUAAAGUCAAGUUCAAACAAAAUUGAAUUUCUAAAUAACCAGCUUACAGUAAAUGGUGUGUACUUGGGUGUCUGAAAUGUUAUGAAAGCGGCUGGAAAAAAAAAAAAUUUCAAACAGGAGUGUGGAGCUUUGUAGACGAGAAUCCUGAGUGCCACAAAUCUUUCCUUUCAGAUUGUUUCAGAGCUAAAAGUUGGUUAUUUUGCUCCAGGUAUUAUCAUCGUUGAUGCUCGAGCCAACUCUUAAAAACCUAAUUAAUUUGGUCUAAACGAUCCUUUUCUUUCUCUGAAGCUUUCUGGCUGCGUCUGUUCUGGAUGAUCUUUGACGUACACAAUUACCUGGCAGGUUUUUGCGUUGUUUAGGAAAAACACUGCGCUGCUUUUUUUGUGGAUGACGCAGUGAUUUUUACUGUUUGUAAACUCCCUGGCUCUAAGGAAGCCUUCUGCUCUCCCAAAUUGCAGCUUACCUCCUCAAAGCCAUGCGUGUGUGUGUGUGUGUGGCCUAUCCUCCUCCCUUUGAAGAUGAAAGCGUAAGCUGUCAAAUUUCCAACAGGUCUUAGGAGUGAAAGUAAACGGCGGCUGUACUACAGCGAAAAGAGCCGCCUGAUGAGCUGGAUCGCUCGUUUUAAAUCCUUUUCGCGCAAAUCACUACUUUUCUUUAUUUGCUUCAUUCCACACGCGUGAAGCGUUUUCCAAAGUGGUUUGGUUGACAAUCAAGUACAAGAACCUGUGCCAAAAGUGAUCAGAAAAGAUAUUAAGCAAGUUUUUUUGAACCUUACCCAACCUUCUGGUACAUUUAGACAUUUUUCUUAAACCAUGACAGGUUUUUCCCCAAGAGAAGCCUCAGUAUUAGUCUAUUUAUAGAAGUGCUUACCAAGUAAAGGUACUGAACAGAUCACGUUUUGGUCAGAGCCGUAAAUAAAGAAGUGUUUACAUUCACCCACCCCUCCUUUUUUUUUUAUUUGAUCGGACUGUGGACUUUGGUGGGCUGGACACGCUGAAUCUACGGCACUGCAAUGGGCUUGCAUUUGUUAAGGCAGAUGUCCAUUUAAACAGCGUUGGUACUUUGAGAUGUGUGUGUGUGUGUGUGCGCGGACACGAUUGCUUAAGCUUGAGCUCCAUCCUGGUCAGAGGAAUGGACGCACGGUGAUUAUUUUUUUUAAUUAAAAGCUUCUCGUUCAGUUUUCUUUCAUAAGGUUUGCACACCUUAACAAGUGGACCACUUUAAAUGACUUCUUGUUUGUUGUUAAACCAGCAGUUAAGUUUGUGUAGUGGUGUAUAAAUUGAAAGUAAUGCUUUUUUUUUUUUUUUUUUUUUUUCUCUGAAGUAUACCAAAUGUAAAUUCUGUACAAUGUGUGCCAAUCCCCUUUCUUUGUAAAGCCAGACUCUUAACAAGUGCCGAUGUUGUGAAAAAUCAGAGGGCCUGUAUAGUUCCACGGCCUACUUUUUAAAGCAAACACUAAGUAUAUGAUUAAUUAACAAGAAAAAAAAUACACUAUUAUAUAUUUAAGAUUAAUGAUGAACUGCUGUUUUUAAAAUAAGUGUUGAUUGAUUUGCAUGUGUUCUUUUUUUUUUUUUUUUUGUCAGGUUGAGGGAGGAUUAGGGUUGGUGACAAACUAUUCAUGCAUCACCCUUGAGAGAAGGGUGGAAAUGGAGUUAUUAAUUUACAGUAUUUUAGCCAUAUUUCUUUUUUUUUUUGUAUGUUUUGUUUCAACCAUUGUUGCCUGAACCUCAUUCAAACAUGAAAAAUGAUGAUUUUUACAUAGCCUUCUCCUUUAAAUGUGUUCAAUUGGAAUAAACUAUGUUCCUAUACUCUC